Molecule: messenger RNA, 2083 nt
Organism: Drosophila suzukii
Lineage: Eukaryota; Metazoa; Arthropoda; Insecta; Diptera; Drosophilidae
Source: RefSeq, a predicted model, not a curated record
GAUUCGAUCCCUACGCUUGGCGUCUAAUCAAAGCAUCGAUAACGGAUUAUCCUACGUAUCGAUGCUGCAUUGUCACCUUGCAGUUCAUCACUGGAGUUCAUCAUUUCCGUUUCCGGAAAAGCGUUCAGACCGGCAAGUGAAAAGUUUGCGGAGCAAGUGUGAAAAAUGAAGUACGUUAGCAAGCGCCAAAGAAAGCGACAGAACGGUGUCCAGUUUUCAAACAGGCCUUCGACUGCGAGCAGCAGCGAUGAGAAUAGCUCUAAUUCGGAGAAACCGAACAAAGUUCCGAAGAAAGGCAAAUCCAAAAAAAGCCUGAAGAAUUCAACCGUUUCUGGUACAUACAAAAAUCAAGAAAAAUCACCGGCCACCGGUAAUCGUAAUCGCCGUCCCCAGCACUUGCAGGGCCCGAAAAAGUCGAACUCGCAGAGUAGCAUCAAUAGUCUGUCCAGCGGUUCGACCAUGACUAGAUACUCCAGCUCCAGCGGAAGAAGCAACUCCUCCGGCGAGCUGAAGAAGGGCUGCCUGCGUGAAUCGAUGUAUCAUUUCCAGAACGCACACAGCAUCACACUGGCCAGCUUCCUAUUCUCAAAGGUAGUGAAGCACUCUCCGCCCAGGAAUGGGAAUUCACGGAAUGCUCGCUGCUCCACCUCGGCAUGGCGCGUAGUCAGCCCACCGAUCGCGCCGCCUAUUGAUCUCGGCGAGGAUCCCGAUAUGCCGGUUUGUCCGAUCUCCAAUCAAAAACCAGUGUCGCGCACCUCAGUUCUGUGCGGCCAAAUGGAUCUCGGUCCCCUGAUGCAAGCCGAAGAACUGGAGAUUGAACUGGAUGCCGAUGGCUUUCCGUUGCCAUCUUUUUGGAGCAACCCCUAUGGGAUGUCCUUUAUUGACACAGCCGAUUCCGAUGAGUCCCAUGAGGAUAUUUUUGUCAAGUACGAGCUAAAACCCAUUGGGUACGAAAUGCUUAUGCGGGCUAAGGAGAGGGCCUAUCUGGAGAAGGUGUACAACGAGGAGGUGGCCAAGCUUGUCCUGCUGGUGGAGACUACCAAGUUGCUUUGGGAGAGCAACAAGAACGGUCUUUUGCUGGGCAAAACCAUUUGGAGCGUCGAUCGUUCCGAGCUUCUACAAUCUCCCUUCAACCGUCGGAAUGUUAUUCCGCCAAAGCAGGGUCCCAAUAGAGCCCAAUCGUAUGCCAAUGGAAACCCCAUAUUGGUUCCACCGACUGUUGUCUACGUUCCGGGACUUUGGAUUCGAGGUCAGCCAAUGCAAGUUGGCUACUGGCAACCCUACUGGCCCACCUACUGGCCAACCUACUGGCCAACCUACUGGCCAACCUACUGGCCACAGCCGGCAUCGGGAGCCCAGCAAAACCAGGAUCCCCCAACCAACAAUGAGAACUGGUGGGACAAUGCCAAUUAUAUUAACUCCAUGGCCAAGUCGGAGAUGUUCCUGGAAAAUCUCUCGCCGACCGAGAUCUACGCAGCCCAAAUGUACGCCCUCCACGGUGAGGCGUUCUUCGACACUCCCAUGGGCAGAAGCUUCAAGGGAAGCCAGCCGACUCCUCCGGCUUUUGGCCAUUAUCGCCAGGUCCCACAGCCGUUCAUCUAUCCAUCGGGUAUCCCUCAGUCAUACAUCUAUCCAGCGGGUAUACCUCAACCAUACUUCUAUCCAUCAUCUGCCUAUCAGCCAUACAUCUAUCCAUCGGCUGCUUAUCAGCCAUUCAUCUAUCCAUCGGCUUACCCACAGCCAUUCGCUUAUUCAUCGGCUGCCCACCAGCUGACCGGAAGAGCUACUAACGCCCAUCCAAAGCAGCCAAUGCCAAAAUCUGGACCUGGAGAAGAAGGAUCUCGUCCAGGAGAAUCGGGUCAGGUAGAAGCAGAGGACACACGUAAGGCAAGUCCAGGUGCUAUGGGUUCAAACUACGAUGAAUAUGGAAACAAGCCGUCGACUGGUGAAAAUUCGUGCUUCAUCUUCAGCGGCAUUGGUGAAAAAGGCUGUUAGUGGACCAAGUGGGCCAAAUAACGUCCCCUCCACAAACGACGUUGAUCUCACCGUUAAUAUUUCAAACUUCCCACCGCUUCCAGCGCCU